GCAUACAUCGGAAUUAUGUAGGGCGGAUGCUACCCGGUAUCACUCCCACCCUUGGACUGGUCGUCCCAAGCGAGCCAGACCAUAUAAAUACUGCAUUCCCUAUUAGCGCUUACCUGCGUAACUCUCCCCCGCCCGCACCGUCAUCCGCACCAUCACAACUACCGAGUCGGAACAAGUCUCAUCACCAAUCACAUCAAAGCCAGAGAAAAUCGAAAAAAAGAUUCAUGAAAGACGCAGCAACAACAGCAACGAAAGGAGAGUUCUAUUAUUAGGCGUAUUCACGAAGCACACAUUACGUACGAUACACAGCAUCAACCACAUCAACCACCACAACCACCACAACAGCAACUACAACCACAACCACAACGAUCACAACCCCCACAUCCACCAUCACCACCACCGCAACAAAAAAUCCCCUUCUCCACGACCCCCUCCACGCGUCCUCCAUUAAGUAUUAAAACCAACCAACAAACAAGUCCAAAGCAGGCAAGUAUCCAUAUCCGUGUCUCCAUCCCAGCCCAGAAAACCAAAUCUCACAGCCUCCUCCUCCUCCUCCUCCUCCCCAUAUCCAUAUCCAUCAAACCCACCCCCUAAGUCAACAACACCACCGCCGCAGCCAGCGCCACAGCCAAUCCAGCCAGCGCCAUCGCCCUGCUGCGCUCCUCCAUGAUCACCACCACACCACCGGUCUGCGUCUUCGUCGUGCGCGCGCGCUCCCCACCCUCAAUUCCAUCCUCAUCCCCGGAUCUAAGUGCCUCGACUCUCUCGUCCUGGUCCUCGUCGUUGUUGUCGUUGUUAUCCCCGGUAUCCCCGCCGUCGAUCUCAUUAGCUGCGAUUCCGUGCCCGGGCUUGAACCCCUCCCGCUCGUUGUGGUCUUCGUCGUUGCCGUCGUUGUUGUCGCCUGAGUCACCGCCGAGUUCGUUGGGCGAGGCUUCGUUGUUGUUGUUUGCUUCCCCGUCUUCGCUUGAGACGCGCGGGUGCGCGUCCUCGGGUUUGCUGGGCUUGCUGGGUUCGGCUUGCUUGGUUGGCUUGGUGGGGGUCUUGGUAGGUGUUUUGGUAGGUGACUUGGUCGACUUUGUAGACUUGGUUGGCUUUGUCGGCUCUGUCUCCUUGGCGAGCUUGGUUGACUUGGUUGUCUUGGUUGAUUUAGUAGAUUCGGUCGAUUUUGUAGACUUGGUGAAUUUGGUAGACUUGGUGGUUUCAGUCGACUUGGUAGGUGAGGUGUAUUUGGUAGUUUCCGGGCAGUAGGUAGAUUUAGUAGAUUUGGUUGAUUUGGUUUCGGGGCACUCCGUAGACUUCGUAGAUUUGGU
This is a messenger RNA of Annulohypoxylon maeteangense, 1310 nucleotides long. RefSeq lists its product as uncharacterized. Lineage: Eukaryota; Fungi; Ascomycota; Sordariomycetes; Xylariales; Hypoxylaceae. Bases 667 to 1248 code for a protein of 193 amino acids. The transcript has 2 exons. The record is from RefSeq and is a predicted model, not a curated record.